AUGCAGGAGUGUAGCCCCAGUCAGGACCAGGAGGACCCAGAACCUCCACACAUUAAAGAGGAGCAGGAGGAACUGCAGGUCAAUCAGGAGGCUGAUAUCAUAAAGUUCUCAUCCACUCCUGUCCCUGUGAAGAGUGAAGAUGAUGAUGAGGUAACUCAGGCCUCACAACUUCAUCAAAGACAAACUGAGGAGAACGGAGAGUACUGUGGAGGAUCAGAACCAGCCAACAGCUUCCAUCCACAUGGACAUUUAAAAACACAGACUGAAGACUCUUCUGAAUGUGACACUGAUGACAGUGACUUUUGGGAAAAGACCAACCAACAGCUGUCAGAUUUUAAGACAAAAAAAGUCUCCCAAUGUCAUAGAACUGCUAACACAGACAAACAAAGACUAAAGUUAAGAAAUCGUACAGGAAAGAAACAGUUCAGCUGCUCAUUAGAGUCUAAACAAUGUCCACAAAGGCAACAUUUGGAGCUUCACACUGGGAUAAAAACCAAGAAGAAGCAGAAGAAUGUACAAGUUAAAGAGGAACCACAGCAUAAUUGGAUCAUUCAAGGUCCUGAGAAUGCUGAUAUGAAAUUUCCAUCUGACCCUGUUACCAUGAAGAGGGAAAAGGAUGAAGAGGAAGUUUACUCCUCAACACAUCAUCAAAGACAAACUGAGGAGAACAGAGCCAACUGUGGAGGAGUAGAACCAGUUAAGAACCUGGCUCCAGGUCAACAAGAUGCUAUUAAUGCAAAGAACUUAGCGUCUUCUAAAACUGACAACAGUACUGACGCUGACUCUUCUGAUGAGGAGAACACAACACAGGUUACCAACUCCACCAAGGAUGUCAUGAGAACUCAUAACUCGGAACAUAAAAUUAAACAUCUCUGGCCUGAAUGUGAUAAAAUAUUUUACGGGAAGUCAGCAUUGAAUGAGCAAAUGCAAGUCCAUACAGGAGAGAGGCCAUUCAGCUGUUCAGUAUGUCAAAAAAGAUAUAGUAACUCAUCAUAUUUAUGGUCUCACAUGCAAGUCCAUGAGGAACAGAAACCGUAUGCUUGCUCAGAAUGUGAUAAAAGAUUUUGUAAGUCAUCAUAUUUAUUGUCUCACAUGAAAGUCCAUGAGGGACAGAAACCAUAUGCUUGCUCAGAAUGUGAUAAAAGAUUUAGUAAAUCAUCAUAUUUAUGGUCUCACAUGAGAAUCCAUGCAGGAGAGAAACCAUUUGCUUGCUCAGAAUGUGGUAAAAAAUUUGUCCGAAAAGAACACUUAGUAGAGCAUGUGAAAAUCCACACUGGAGAGAGACCUUUCAGCUGUUCAGUUUGUCAGAAAACCUUCAAACUGAAGUCUGAUGUUAAGAGACAUAUGGUAGGUCACACAGGAGAGAAGCACUUUGCUUGUUCAGUGUGUCAUAAACGAUUCACUCGGAGGGGACACUUAACUAUUCACAUGAACUUGCACACAGGAGAAAAACCUUUCAGCUGUUCAGUUUGUCAGAAAAUGUUUCUAAAUAAAAGUUCCAUGAGCUCGCACAUGGCUUCACAUGCUGAACAAAAAAUGGUUUGUCCAGUAUGCGGUGUAAAAUUGACCCAUAAGUCAUCUGUGCGUCGGCACAUGGGUCGUUAUCAUCCUUCUUUUGGAGGUGAGACAGCAGGACUCAGUAAUGUAAUGAAAAAUGGUUUCCAGUAGGUAACGCUGGAUGUGAAAUGAUCCCACAUUACACUCCUGUAUAUUGUAGAUUGUUGAAGUUCAUAUCACUUUAUCAGUUACUAUCACAAUGUGACAAAUCAAGUUUUUAUUUUAUUUUUUUUAAGUUCAAGAGCUGUUUUUGGUUUUAAGUGAAAGUAACCAGAUGAUUAUUUGUAAAAGAGUAACAAGAUGAAAACUGUCUUUAAAGAUGUAUCAAAAUGAAAAAGACAUUACUAGGGUUUUUAUAUUGCAUAAUGAUUUAGUUUUGUAAUUAUAUGAGAUAAGUUGUCACACACGUGUCUCCAUUCACCUGAAUAAAAACAGCGAGUGAAACUAACAUAAUUGACACAUUUUAUUGUUAUUUCCACAUUUUUAACAGUUCUCCACUGCUCUGAGUUUACUUAAAUGGUUUAUUUAG
This is a messenger RNA of Sphaeramia orbicularis (orbiculate cardinalfish), 2086 nucleotides long. RefSeq names its product zinc finger protein 3 homolog. The transcript has a single exon. The coding region runs from base 1 to 1668 and encodes 555 amino acids. Lineage: Eukaryota; Metazoa; Chordata; Actinopteri; Kurtiformes; Apogonidae. The record is from RefSeq and is a predicted model, not a curated record. Gene Ontology annotation, molecular function: RNA polymerase II cis-regulatory region sequence-specific DNA binding; DNA-binding transcription activator activity, RNA polymerase II-specific. Gene Ontology annotation, biological process: regulation of transcription by RNA polymerase II. Gene Ontology annotation, cellular component: nucleus.